This is a messenger RNA of Umbelopsis ramanniana AG, 834 nucleotides long. RefSeq lists its product as uncharacterized. The record is from RefSeq and is a predicted model, not a curated record. Lineage: Eukaryota; Fungi; Mucoromycota; Umbelopsidomycetes; Umbelopsidales; Umbelopsidaceae. Gene Ontology annotation, cellular component: SAGA complex. The coding region runs from base 1 to 834 and encodes 277 amino acids. The transcript has 9 exons.
AUGGAUCGCAAAUCGCGAGCUUCGAGGGCGGCUUCUCUAGAUGAAACUAACGAAGAAGUCAGUUUAUGGAAGCAAAUUUGUUCAUCUCUUCUGAAACUAGAAAAUGUUCAGAAGGAAUCGGAGCCUAUCAUCACCAGUGUGAACAAACUUCACAUGACAAUAGAAAGUAUUGACGCAAUAUCUCCCUCAACAUCAUAUAAGCUGAAAGAGCUUUAUUCAGAAGGCAUCACAACAUCUAUUUCUGAGUCCAAAACUAUCACAGAUGUAAUCGAAAAAUUAUCUGUUCUUAUCGCGUUAAGGGAUGCCUCAGAGAGCGCGUCUGAUCCACGGAGAAAGAAACGGAAAACGGAAGCUGACGAUCUCAAGAUUACGUCCGGACCACACGCAUCAAAGAAAUCAAAGCUUACAAAUGGUGGAAUUAUUCCCGUUGGAGCAGCGGUUGCUGCCAAGCAACCAAAACAAAAAGAUAAAACUGAGGAGUGGAUUUUGGCCGUUGUCAUCAGCUACAAUUCUGACAAAAACAAAUAUCAUGUUGAAGACGUAGAUCAGGAUGAAACUGGAACAAGGCAAAAAUAUCUGGUGCCACCGAAGAACGUUAUCCCUAUACCGUCAGUUGCUGAGGUCCGCCAGCUGCCUGAAAUCCCAGCUCAUACUGAUGUUUUGGCGCUUUAUCCUGGAACCACUUGCUUCUAUAACGCAAUUGUAGUCACUCCUCCGUCUAAGAACAAAGAUUCUGCUUCUACAGGACAGUAUAAAGUUCAGUUUGAGGACGACAAUGAUGAAACUAAGGUUGUAACGCCUAUUCAUGUACUGGAAAAGGCGAAGUCCAAAUGA